AGAAAGUUAAAACACAAUAAUUUGUCUCAUUUUUCACAAAAUUACUAUCUAAUAAUGUCACACUAAUAAUGUGUUGUGUACAGACAGCUCAUUGUGUUUAGUACUCGACUACAAGUGACCGACUUAAUGUGUUGAGGUGUUUUUUUUUAUUUGUAUAUUUUAUUAUUUAUUAACGUAUUAAAAUGAGUGAUGGCAGAAAACGUUUAAGUGGAAGUGCUUAUAAAAAAGUUGCUAAAUUAAAAUUAGAAAAAGAACAAAAAGUCAUUUCUCAAACCGCAAAAUUAACUUCAUUUUUUGGCAAUCAACGACCAUCAAUCUCCAAUUCGCCAAGUAAAAUAGAGACUACAGCUGAACAGAUUUCAAAUGAGUCUAGUGAUAAAAAUGAGCCUAAUCUUCAGAGUCCUCUUGAAGCCCUAGCAAAUGAAAAUCAAAUAAUUGAAAAUUCGGAAAAACAAUUAAUAAAUACGUCUUCUAUUGCACCAAGUGAACAUCCUCUACAUAGUACUUUUGAAACCAUGGCAAAUGAAAAUCAAUUAAUUGAAUAUUCGGAAUUAUUAAAUACGCCAACUAAAAAACCCAAUCCAACACUUUUUGGGGGGCGGCAAAAUUAAGAGCACCGGGCGGCAAAAUUCCUAAAUGCGACCCUGCAUAAGAGGAUGAUAUAACCUCCUUAUUUCCCAUACUUCUAUGUAUUUCUAAUACCAGCACUAGAUAGAAGGAUACUUGAAAUUCUCGAGGUCACAGAAUAAUUAGUCCGAAAGAAAAGAUUAUAGUAUGCAUACAAAAUUGAUUACAUGGUUCUAAUGAU
Daktulosphaira vitifoliae (grape phylloxera) is the source of this 808-nucleotide messenger RNA. RefSeq lists its product as uncharacterized. Bases 183 to 611 code for a protein of 142 amino acids. The record is from RefSeq and is a predicted model, not a curated record. The transcript is spliced from 3 exons. Lineage: Eukaryota; Metazoa; Arthropoda; Insecta; Hemiptera; Phylloxeridae.